UGGCACUUCAGAGGAUAUCGAAGUUCACGAUGUUUUCUCUAGUAUUAUUGGCCGUAACACCAUGGCUUGCAUUUUGCAUGCCACCACCAACUACAACACCAUCAGCACCAACAACACCACCACUACCAACUACAACAUCAUUUGUACCAACAACCAUGACAACACCAGCUAUAUGUAUAUGUUCUGAUGGAACACAAGUACCACCUGGAGAAACCGUUUGGAUAACAGCCUGCCACGGGUGUACUUGUGAUGAAUAUAGUUUAGAAGCACAAGAAAUAAUAGCUGAUUGUUUUAUAACACCAUGUGUUGAUUCCAUAGAUAUUUCCGGUCAAUGCUGUCCACACUGUCCAAAUGGAGAGAACUGUCGAGCUGAAUUUAUAGAUUUUAACGGCACAGCACGAAGUGAAGUUAUUUCUGUCAGUGACGGGGUAGUUGAUUUUGGUGUAGUUCAAUGUCAAUGUGACCAUCAGAAUUAUUACGGAGAACCACGAGCAUCAUGUGUACAAAUUUCAACAACACCACCACCACCUACUACAACACCUUCCACUACAUCACCACCUACUACAACACCAGCUAUGUGUACAUGUUCUGAUGGUACUCAAGUACCACCUGGAGGAACACAUUCAAUAUCAGACUGCCAUAGUUGUUACUGUGAUGAAAAUAGUUUACAAGCCCAAGAAAUGAUAGCUGACUGUUUUAUAGUCCCAUGUGUUGAUUCUGUAAAAAUUCCAGGACAAUGUUGUGCCAACUGUCCAAAUGGUGAAAAUUGUCGAGCUGAAUUUACAGAUUUUAAUGGCAAAAAAAGAAGUGAAGUUAUUUCUGUCAGUGAUGGUGUAGUUGAUUUUGGUGCAGUUCAAUGUCAAUGUGAACAUCAGAAUUAUUACGGAGAACCACGAGCAUCAUGUGUACAAAUUACAACACCACCACCUACAACAACACCAGCUAUGUGUACAUGUUCUGAUGGAACUAAAAUACCCCCCGGAGAAACUGUUUGGAUAACAGAUUGUCGUGGUUGCUAUUGUGAUGAAUAUAAUUUAGAAGCCUACGAAAUGAUAAUGGAUUGUUUCUGGACGCCCUGUGUUGAUUCUUUAAACGUACCAGGGCAAUGCUGUCCUCACUGUCCAAAUGGAGAGAACUGUCGGGCUGAAUUUAUAGAUGAUAAUGGUGUUGAAAGAAGUGAAAUUAUCAAAGUUAGUGAUGGUGUAGUCAAGUUCAACUCAACUGAAUGUCAAUGCGACUACCAAAAUUACAAUGGAGAACCAAAAGCAAAUUGUGUACAAGUAUUGAGUAUCGAGCCGGUAGCUGCAAAGCUAACUACUCCGUAAUGGAUUUGAUAUAGAAGUAAAGAAUAUUGAAAAC
This is a messenger RNA of Lottia gigantea (owl limpet), 1359 nucleotides long. RefSeq lists its product as hypothetical. Bases 30 to 1325 code for a protein of 431 amino acids. The record is from RefSeq and is a predicted model, not a curated record. The transcript is spliced from 4 exons. Gene Ontology annotation, cellular component: AMPA glutamate receptor complex. Gene Ontology annotation, biological process: negative regulation of BMP signaling pathway. Lineage: Eukaryota; Metazoa; Mollusca; Gastropoda; Lottiidae.